ACAGGACAUCCGAAAUGCUGGGAGGGAUUUUCCACGCGAUGGAGCACCACAGCCACUGGAGGAGCCACAAGAUCACGCACAGGUAUGAGAGCUUGGCCGCAGAGAUCGCAUUCAACAGCUCCGGGAUCGUCAAAUCUAUGGAGCUCUUCGGGGAUUACGUCGCGCGGCAGCUCGGGCUGCGCAAGGGGAGCGCCAUUGCUCGGCGCCUGGCCGAGGUCGCGAUGGAUUACCUCGCCGGGGACAAGAGCAGCUCAGAUCACAGCCUGGAAGGAAUCCUCGUCUUCCUCAGCAAGGUUGGCGCCGAUCCAGACGACGAGGCGGUGAUGCUGGACUUGCAUCGCGAGAUCGUCCGGGAGCUGGACGCUUGCAUGAUCUCCUACUUCGCCUUCCACUGGCACCACCCCUCGCAGCUCCUGGAUCAGGUCCGCGACGGCCAUAGCCGCCCUGGGAUGAGGAGGAAUUCGCUCCGGCACGCCGUCCUGGCCGCGACCAGGAAGGAGAGGUUCCAGAAGAUCAUGGCCGGGCUCAGGGCCAAGAGGACGAUCUCGACGCUGCUCGAGACGCUCAAGGCGAUGGGAUCGAUCUCCAAGGAUUCGAGAGUUCCCAGGGAAGGCGAGGUUGUGGUUCCAGCGGAAUCAAAGCACCGGAGCCCGGUUCUUCUGUUCAUCGGGGGUGGAAUGGGAGCCGGGAAGAGCACGGUGGUGAAAGAGAUCCUCGCUGGUUCUUUCUGGUCGGGCGUGGUCCAGGACACGGUGGUGGUGGAAGCCGAUGCUUUCAAAGAGACGGACGUGGUGUAUAGAACGAUAAGUUCGUCGGACCGUGGCGAUGGUGGUGAUAUCGCCAUGGCUUCCGAGCUCGUCCACAGCUCCUCGACGAUGGCGGCGUCGUCGCUGCUCGUCUCGGCGCUCAACGAUGGUAGGGACGUGAUCUUCGACGGGACGAUGAGUUGGGAGCCGUUUGUAGCGCAGACUAUCGCCAUGGCCAGAGAUGUUCACAACCGGAGAUACAGGAUGGGACCAGGAUAUGUGAAGUCCGAGGAUGGAACUGUGGUCGAGGAGUACUGGGUUCCGGUUGAUCCAGAGGAGGAAGAACAGGGAGAAAAACAAGAUCAGGGACAGGAACUCAAGAACUUCGAAGAACAGGAACGAGAACUUGAUCCGGAAAAGCGAGAACUUGGCAAUGCCAGUAGCGAGAAGUUCGCUCGAAAAAACAGGAGACCAUACAGGAUCGAAUUGGUGGGAGUGACUUGUGAGCCGGUUCUAGCCGUGGAACGGGGCAUCCGCCGUGCUAUAAUCACCAAGAGAGCGGUUCCGAUCAAAGGCCAGCUGCGAUCACACAAACUCUUCGCAGGAUCAUUGGAGAAGUACUGCGAGCUGGUGGACAACGCGAAGAUCUACACGACCAACAAAGUCGGGGAGCCAGCGGAACUUAUCGGCUGGAAGGACGAUCUCAGCCGCUGCAGCAAGCUGUUGGUGGAUCCGGCAGCGUUCCAAUCCGUGAAGAAGCUGGCCGGGAUCAACGAGAACGCGGGCAGCAUUCUUGAGCUCUUUGCGGGGUCGCGGGAUGAUCCAAGUGAUGAUCUGGCUGCUAGCGCUUGGAGUGGGAUCAUCUUUUCUCCAGAGAGAGCCUCCAGGCAGGAUCGUUUGAGACGAUUGCUUGCGAGUGUCAAAGACUCAGCGCUGGAAUCAUCGCCAGACUCGAGCUCCCAUGGUUCGAGCUAAUCGAGGAAGAAAUGGUAUGUAUACUCGUAUUUGUGUAACAUUUCGUUUGCUAAUGAUAUUUAAAAAUUUGAA
Messenger RNA from Selaginella moellendorffii, 1793 nucleotides. RefSeq lists its product as uncharacterized. The transcript has a single exon. Bases 15 to 1721 code for a protein of 568 amino acids. NCBI's taxonomy places the organism in Eukaryota, Viridiplantae, Streptophyta, Lycopodiopsida, Selaginellales, Selaginellaceae. Gene Ontology annotation, molecular function: kinase activity; ATP binding. The record is from RefSeq and is a predicted model, not a curated record.